AUGUACCUUUCCAUUUGUUGCUUCUUCUUCUGCUGGGCUCCUGCCCUGACGCUGAAGAACCUGAAUUAUUCGGUGCCGGAGGAGCAGGGGGCGGGCACGGUGAUCGGCAACAUCGGCAGGGAUGCCCGGCUGCCAGCGGGGGCGGGCGGGCCGCCGGCGGAGCGGGGAGGCGGCCGGGGGGCCAAGUCGACGUUCCGCGUGCUGGAGAACUCGGCGCCGCACCUGCUGGACGUGGACGGCGAGAGCGGGCUGCUCUACACCAAGCAGCGCAUCGACCGCGAGGCGCUGUGCCGGCGCAGCGCCAAGUGCCAGCUCUCGCUCGAGGUCUUCGCCAACGACCAGGAGAUCUGCAUGGUCAAGGUGGAGAUCCAGGACCUGAACGACAACGCGCCCGCCUUCCCCUCCGACCAGGUGGACAUGGACAUCUCGGAGAACGCGGCGCCGGGCACCCGCUUCCCCCUCACCAGCGCCCACGACCCGGACGCCGGCGACAACGGGCUGCGCACCUACCUGCUCACCCGCGACGACCACGGCCUCUUCUCGCUCGACGUCAAGUCGCGGGCCGACGGCGCCAAGUUCCCGGAGCUGGUGAUCCAGCAGCCGCUGGACCGCGAGGAGCAGAGCCACCACACGCUGGUGCUGACGGCGCUGGACGGCGGCGAGCCGCCCCGCUCGGCCACGGCGCAGCUCAACGUGCGCCUCAUCGACUCCAACGACAACAGCCCCGUCUUCGAGGCGGCCUCGUACGUGGUGGAGCUGCCGGAGGACGCGCCGCUGGGCACCGCCGUCCUCGACCUCAACGCCACCGACGCGGACGAGGGCACCAACGGCGAGGUGCGCUACGCCUUCAGCGGCUACGCGCCCGAGCGCGUCCGCGACCUCUUCAGCAUCGACCCGCAGAGCGGCCUCAUCCGCGUCAAGAGCAACCUGGACUACGAGGAGAGCGGCCUCGUCGACAUCGACGUGCAGGCCCGCGACCUGGGGCCCAACCCCAUCCCCGCCCACUGCAAGGUCACCGUGCGCCUCGUCGACCGCAACGACAACGCGCCCGCCAUCGGCUUCGUCUCCGUCCGCCAGGGGGCGCUCAGCGAGGCCGCCCCGCCGGGCACCGUCGUCGCCCUGGUGCGGGUCACCGACCGCGACUCCGGCAAGAACGGGCAGCUGCAGUGCCGGGUGCUGGGCGGCGGCGGGGCGGGCGCUGUGCCCUUCGCCCUGGAGGAGAACUACGACAACUUCUACACGGUGGUGACCGACCGGCCGCUGGACCGCGAGGCGCAGGACGAGUACAACGUGACCAUCCUGGCCCGGGACGGGGGCAGCCCCCCGCUCAACUCGUCCAAGUCCUUCUCGGUGCGGAUCCUGGACGAGAACGACAACCCGCCCCGCUUCAGCAAGAGCCUCUACAUGCUGCAGGUGCCUGAGAACAACAUCCCUGGCGAGUACCUGGGCUCCGUGCUGGCCCAGGACCCGGACCUGGGCCACAAUGGGACUGUGUCCUACUCCAUCCUGCCCGGGCACGUGGGCGACGUCUCCAUCUACACCUACGUCUCCGUCAACCCCACCAAUGGCGCCAUCUAUGCCCUGCGGAGCUUCAACUACGAGCAAACCAAGCACUUCGAGUUCCGCGUGCUGGCCAAGGACUCGGGCUCGCCCCAUCGCGAGAGCAACGCCACGGUGCGCGUCACGGUGCUCGACGUCAACGACAACGCGCCUCUCAUCGUUCUGCCUGCCCUCAUCAAUGACACUGCGGAGCUCCAGGUGCCACGCAACGCUGGCGUGGGCUACCCCGUGGGCACCGUGCAUGCCCUGGACAGUGACUUCGGGGAGAGCGGACGCCUCACGUACGAGAUUGUCGAAGGCAAUGAGGAGCACCUCUUUGAGAUGGAUCCCACCAGUGGUGAGAUACGCACUUUGCAUCCAUACUGGGAAGAACUCAGUCCCGUGGCUGAACUGGUGGUCAAGGUCAGUGACCAUGGCAAGCCCAGCCUCUCAGCCGUGGCUAAGCUGAUUGUCAGGGCCUUGGCUGGACCACUGCCCGAAGCUGGUGAGCCACAGGUGAAUGGUGAGCAGCAUCGGCGACCACACUGGGACCUGUCGCUGCCCUUGAUUGUGACCUUGAGUACCGUCUCCAUCAUCCUACUAGCUGCCAUGAUCACCAUUGCUGUGAAGUGCAAGCGGGAGAACAAGGAGAUCCGCACCUACAAUUGCCGCAUCGCCGAGUACAGCCAUCCCCAGCUGGGAGGAGGGGGUGGCAGCAGCGGGGGAGGAGGAGGAGGCAGCACCAGUGGUGGGGGCAAGGGCAAGAAGAAGAAGAUCAGCAAGAAUGAUAUCAUGCUGGUGCCCAGUGAGGGGGAGGACAGCAGGGGCCCCCUCAAUGUCAUGAACGUAGUGAGCAGCCCAUCCUUGGCCACCUCACCCAUGUACUUUGACUACCAGACCCGUCUGCCCCUCAGCUCACCUAGGUCCGAGGUGAUGUAUCUGAAACCCGCCUCCAACAACCUGACUGUGCCCCAGGGACACGUGGGCUGCCAUACCAGCUUCACAGGGCAAGGAACUAAUGCCAGCGAGGCUCCCCCGAGCCGGAUGUCCAUAAUUCAGACAGACAAUUUUCCCGCAGAGCCCAAUUACAUGGGCAGCAGGCAGCAGUUUGUUCAAAGUAGCUCCACGUUCAAGGACCCAGAAAGAGCCAGCUUGAGGGACAGCGGGCAUGGGGACAGUGAUCAGGCUGACAGUGACCAAGACACUAACAAAGGCUCCUGCUGUGACAUGUCUGUUAGGGAGGCACUCAAGAUGAAAACUACUUCAACUAAAAGCCAGCCACUUGAGCAAGCAUUCCCGACUUUGCUUUCCUUUGCUAUCCUCACCCUACACACCAUCACAAGUAGACUUCAGUCUGUUGAUCUGCUUCUGCCAGAACAGCAAGGCAGAGGCCAAAGACCCAUUGUUGGGAUCUGUGGACCAGCCCGCUGUGAGGAAGGAAAAUUUUCAGAACAAGAAAAGUGUGUUAAUUGCACAGAUGAAUGCAGAGUGCUCGGUCAUUCUGACAGGUGUUGGAUGCCACAGUUCCCUACAACCAAUCAGGCUGAAAAUGCAGAUUAUCGCACAAAUCUCUUUGUACCCACAGUUGAAGCUAACGUUGAGACUGAGACUUACGAAACUGUGAAUCCCACCGGGAAAAAGACUUUUUGUACAUUCGGGAAAGACAAGCGAGAGCACACUAUUCUCAUUGCCAAUGUUAAACCUUAUUUAAAAGCCAAACGUGCCCUGAGUCCUCUUCUUCAGGAGGUUCCCUCAGCAUCGAGCAGCCCAACCAAGACAUGCAUUGAGCCUUGCACCUCAACAAAAGGACCACUGGAUGGUUGUGAAGUGAAAUCAGGAGCCUUGGCUGAAGCAAGCAGCCAGUACUUGUCAACUGACAGUCACUAUCUAUCACCUAGUAAACAGUCAAGAGACACUCCAUUCAUUGCAUCAGAUCAGAUGGCUAGGGUCUUUGCAGAUGUACAUUCCCGAGUGAGUCGAGACUCAAGUGAGAUGGACUCUGUUCUGGAGCAGUUAGACCGUUCAAAUCGGGAUCUAGGGAGAGAGUCAGUGGAUGCAGAGGAAGUUGUGAGAGAAAUUGACAAGCUUUUACAGGACUGUCGUGGAAGUGACCCUGUAGCUGUGAGGAAGUGAAAAAAAAAGUGUAGGCUGGCACUUACUUGCCUCUUCUGCUUGUUUGAAAAAGAAAAAAAAAAAGAUCACCCCUGGUUAUAACAAUUUUACAGGGAUGAAGGAAGACCAAUGCUGCUUUAAGGCUUUUAGUGAACGUCUGAAGUGCCCACAAGUAUGUUCUCUUCACUGCUCUUUCUUUUUCACAUAAAAUACUGGUUUCAUUUUGACCAAACUUUCAUUAGGACAGUGUGAAGUACAUUAAGAACCAAGAGAAAAAAGGAAAGACAGUGCCAUUUUGACAAUCUGAUAGGAAGGGAUGAGAAAUGAGGAAUAAAACUACGUCUGAUAUUUUAAGACUGUCCUCAAUAGUUGAUGCUGACUUUACUGUUUACCUAUAAACCCCAUGAAAAGCAGGGUUGAAUCACUCUGAUCUGUGGUGGAUUUCCAGCAGUCACCACAGACUUCUACUGAAAGUCCUAAAAAAGAUUUUGUAGUAGUCCAAGCUACACCAAACAUUAACAUUCAUUUGUGGUAAACAUUUCUGUAUAAAGUUAUCUGCCACAAAAAGGAAACAAAAACAAACAAAAAUCAUUCCAGAUCAUUAUUCAAGAAAACAUAUCCUGGUCAUUAGUAACACAACUCAUAUCAUAUUAAAGUUAAAUGUAAAAUGAUAUAGUCCAUUUUGUCCUGCACACACAUAAGCUAAUUCACUUGAUAAAAAGGAAAAAAAGGUUUUAGUGCAUAUUUAGCAUUUUAGUGUCCAACAAAAAUAUAAAUAGUUAGCACUAAGUUAGAAACAAACCUGAGGUAUAAUAAAAGUUCGCAAAAAUAGUUACCUUUGAAGGGUAAUACGUGAAACAAAAUAACAUUAUUAACACUUUUUUAUUAAUUUGUGGACACUAAAAUAGCUCAGGAAAGUGAAAAUGUCUUAGACAUCUACACAAAUCACAUGACCAUUUAAAUGUGCAAAUGUAAGAAGAUUCAAUGUGUUUACAUCAAAUGACAUAUUUUUAUUGAUUUAUUGCAGAUUCAGUGCAUAUGAGCCAAAUUGUUGAGUGUAUAAGAGCUAUAUUGUGUAUUUUAUUAAAUUAAUAUAUAGUUGUGUUGCAAAAAUAUUUGGGCUUAUAUUGUAAAUGGCAAGUGUUGCCUCAGUAGCUGUCGAACUCUAUGAGUUUUGUUUUCUCCUGCUUCCUUUUCCCCAUGGAGUAUGGGAAGCAGUGCCUCAGAGCAAAGUCUCUUGUUUAAUGUAUGGUCUACAAAGUACUUCAGUACAUAAUCUGUUCAGAAUGUGUUUGAGUGAGCUGAUGGAGCUAACUGAACGGCCUACAAAUACAACUAUCAGUCAUGGUUAUGUGCAAAUCCUUCUAUUGCAAACCUAUGUUUAAUAACAAAAAUUACACUUGAACCAACACCUGAAAUCUCCUUGUUUUUUUCCAAGCACAUAUGCAGACAGUCUGUUUAGGUAACACAUUCUUGAUUGAGGACACAACUGAUCCUAAUAUUUAAUGUUUUAUGCUACAGUUAAGUUCAUAGAGUAUAAAAAUGUGUCAGAGCCAGUGUUGUACAAGCGCUGUUUUUUCUGGUUUCUUGGAAAGUGCUAUGGUUUACAGAGGUUCUGGGUGCAGGCUGCUUAUUUUUUAUUUGUUUUUUUAACUAUUAUUUUAAGUUACUUUGUUACUUGGAAUAAUUUGCAAGAGAAUCUCUCUCUCUCUUCCUCUCCCCCACACUCCUCCCUUUUAACUUCAGCCCUUUACGGUGUUUGGCAAACUUCAAAAUUGCUUCUAGAUGAAAAGUUGAAAAAAUACACAUUUAAAUAUUUGCUUAAAAUGAAACUAGCACAAGCACAAGAAUCAGCAGAGAAAAUGUUUAGACUAAAAUUUUCCUCUGGGUAUUUUGAAUACUCUCUAUAGCAUAGCACCAUGAAACACAGUGAUAAAAAACUGUGGAUCUGUAUUACACUAAAUUUAAACUGUCAUAUCUUUAAAUGUAUUUAAAAGAGUGAAUUUAAUUCAGGCUUGGCCAUUUCAGAUCCCACAAGGCCAUACUUAAAUAAUAUUCAUCAGUUCAAGAAACAGAGUUGACCAACACCUGGCUGUGAUGUUGUGUAUUCCGUGAUAAAGAUGUUCUCAUCUAGUCAGGCCUACAAUGAAUUGUCUUUGGUUCUUGAAAACCAGCCAUUACAAAAGUUUGCUCUCAGCUUCCAUUGUACAGAAAGUCUACAAUCAUAUGUAAACAAAGGAUAUUGUACAUGUUUUAUCAAGCUACUCUCCAUAUUUUGGACAAUUUGUGUAUCUAAAAUGUGUUGUUGUCUGUGUACUACAGUAUUAUUUUGCGAAGAGAUUGAAAGUUGAUUUUGCUUGAUAGCUAAAAUUCCAGAGAGGAUCCCUUUUUGUUUUGUCUGUCUUUUAUCCUUAUUUCCAUGGUGCCCAUCACUUUAGUUUAGUUUAUCACCAACCUUUUAGUUCAACCAGUGAGAUCCAUUAUUCAGCUAAACCUAAAUCAGUAUGUAAAUGUAGUCAAGUGAUGGAGGCUUCUGUAUUUUAUAAACAAUUUUAACACUCAGAAACCAAUUGUACAAUUCAUUGUAUGUGUCUGAAGACAUAAAAACACAACAUUCUGAGAAAGGGCUGUGCCAGUGUAAAAGAAAUUUACCUUAAGGCUCUCUGUCACUAGUGAUUUACUGUUGAUUGAGCUGUUUAACACAUUAUAUGUAUUUAGUUGUUAUUAUUUAUUUACCAGUCUGAGGUAAUUCGGAAUUCAUGACUCACAACUUUAGAGUGAGUUUAGCAAAUCUUGCUUUUAUAUAAUUUGUCCAGCAACUGCUUUGUGUUGCAGAUCUUUGGCAUAUUGCUUCCAAUGAGGCUGUCCCAGAAUAUGAUAUCUGCUUUAUAAUUUAGGAGUCACCUGUCACUGCUGUUGAGAUAUCAUGAUCAACUGAUAAAGUUUACAUGGGGGGGGGAGGUUUUGAGGGUUAAGUUAGCAUCUGUGUGAUUAAGUGAAGGAAAUACCACACAUGGGAGAAGUAAAAUAUAACUGUCUAUCCUUCAGCCUCCCUGCAAACAACUGGAAACAACCCAGCAAUUAAAACUAACGCCCAUGGAUUAUUUCUUGCCUUUUUUACAUACAUAAGGCAGAUUUUAAAAGUGACUUUUAAUACUAAAUGAAAACUUCCACCAGACAAUUGUAAAAAUAAUUAUUGUUACAAGGGGAAAUCCAUUAAGCAACUAAUAAAGAUGUGUGAAAUAUGAGUGGAGAGGAAUGGAUGUCUAUGCCACUUGUACAUUAACCAAAGCAAAUAAUAGAGUAAUAUUUCCUAUGAUUUCAGAAAAUGUUGACCAACCAAAUCAAACACAACUGAAUUCAAAAUGUUAGAAAAUUCACUUUUUUCUAGGCCUGUCAUACAGAAGAGAACUUCUCUUGAAAUGUGAUUUGCCAUUAGAGCAUACAGGAGAUUGUCCAUUUAGAAAUAUGACCAUUAAAAAGUCAUGCAGAUGCUAGUGAUGGAGCUCAAUGCUUUAUUCAAACUAGCUUUCCAGCUGUUUGUUGCCUAAUGGAGUAGAAAUGCUGAGGUCAACAAGUAGUCUGAAGUCUGGCAUAUUAUACGCCCACUCAUUAUUGUCUAAUUACAUUCUUUUGACAUCAGACAGCAUUUAUCAGUGCAUUAAUUCAAAUGGGAGUUUUGGCUAUCAAGAUUUGUUGAUUUGAAGUGUAAUUGAAUGAAACCUGAUUAAGGUCUUGACUUCUCUGGCCCCAUUGUUCCACAGGUUGGCAGUUCACAUUUAUCAACCCUUGUCUCCCCAUAUGGCUAAGAGCUGCACCAAGUGAUUGGUGAACAACACUACAAAAACAAAGAAAAGCAGCAUACAUUGUAUGGAUUAUCUCAACCGCUAUUGUUUAAUGGCUGUGUUUAAUGUGACCUAUCUGGAAAAUGAGGACUACGAAUAAAAAGCAAUUACUAAUA
This is a messenger RNA of Dermochelys coriacea (leatherback sea turtle), 7612 nucleotides long. It is a transcript of the gene PCDH17, whose product is annotated as protocadherin 17. NCBI's taxonomy places the organism in Eukaryota, Metazoa, Chordata, Testudines, Dermochelyidae. Gene Ontology annotation, biological process: homophilic cell-cell adhesion. The coding region runs from base 1 to 3672 and encodes 1223 amino acids. The record is from RefSeq and is a predicted model, not a curated record. The transcript has 6 exons. Gene Ontology annotation, cellular component: plasma membrane. Gene Ontology annotation, molecular function: calcium ion binding.